Molecule: messenger RNA, 2402 nt
Organism: Vespula pensylvanica (western yellowjacket)
Lineage: Eukaryota; Metazoa; Arthropoda; Insecta; Hymenoptera; Vespidae
Product: trafficking protein particle complex subunit 2-like protein
Exons: 7
Coding region: 122-721 (199 amino acids)
Biological process (GO): endoplasmic reticulum to Golgi vesicle-mediated transport; respiratory electron transport chain
Cellular component (GO): cytoplasm; TRAPP complex; nucleus
Source: RefSeq, a predicted model, not a curated record
AAUCAAAAAAGUUUUCUAUUAAUGUAUUGUGCAAAAGUUCUGAUAAUAUGAUUAAAUGAUAUGUUCGAGAAAUUGGAUAAUAAAUUAAUAAGGCGCAACUCAUAAAUUAUAAUAAAUUAUUAUGUCUCAAAAAAGUAAAGUGAUACAAUUGUAUAAAACGCUUUUGUAUAUGGGACAUGAUUAUCCAAAAGGUUAUGAAUAUUUUAGAACAAGGUUAAGAAAAGCUUUUAAUAAAAAUAAAGAAGAACGUAAUCCCGAGAAAAUUGAUAAAAUGAUAGAACAUGGGAAUUAUGUUAUAAAAGACAUGGCUGUUUGUGUGGCUGUUAUUGGAAAAGAUAAUUCUCCUAAGUAUAUCAAAUGUGUCGAUGAAGCUCUUGCUUUACAAUUUCAUUACAAAGUGCAUACAUCUAUUGAUAUUAUAGAAGAGAAGUUGAACAUAGGAAACAAGACAGCAGUUGAUAUUCGUGAUUUAUAUUUAGGUUUGUUACUUACCACAGAAGAGUUUAAGAUCUAUGGUUAUGCUACGAAUACAAAGAUUAAAUUUGUGAUAGUAUUACAAUCAUCCAACAUAUCAUUUCGAGAUAAUGAAGUAAAAAUGAUAUUUAAAAAACUACAUACUGCCUAUUCCAAUGCAGUCUGUAAUCCAUUUUAUGUGCCAGGCAGUUCAAUUAAUUCGAAGUCAUUUGAUUCAUCUGUGACAGAGAUAAUGGGAAUUAUAUAAAUUCAUAUCUUUUACUGAAAAUUACUUUAGCAAUGCUAUUGAUAAAUUUUUUGACUUUUAUCCAUAAAUAAGUAAUAUAUAAUAUAAUAGUAUAUUAUAAUUUUCUAAGGUAAAGAGGAUUAUUAUAAGAUAAUGUUAAAUAGGAUAUCUUUUAUUUGUAAAUUCAAUUGAGCUGUAUCAUACACAAAUUGGUAGAUCAUUUUUUUAUAUUUGUAUAAUAUAAUUUGAUUAUGAGAUGAAUGAAUGAAAUGAAUGAUUGUGAGAGUAGUACAUUGAAGUUGGUUACUCAAUGUUGUUACCUAGAAUAUAUUAACUACUUGUAAAAAAAUAGCAGUGCUAUAACAAAUUUAUUAUACAAUUAUAUCCAGACAUACAACAUUAAGUAAACAACCAUUCAAAUGAUAACAAAAAUAACAUGUAGGCUAUUAUACAUUCUAUUGUCAUCAUUGUAGUGAAUAUCAUAUAACAUUCUAUAAAAUAUUUCUAUCAAAAUAUAACUGUACUUCAAUUAGAAAGUUAAAGCUUAUUUUUAUCAUUAUUUUAUAUUAUUACAAGUAUAAUUGAAAUGAUAUGAAAUAAUUUAAAUCAAAGACUAAUAGUAAUAUUUGUAGUAUUUACUACAGUACAUUUUUUACUGAUUAUUAUCAAUGUUAAAUAAAAUCAUUAUUUUUACAUGCAACAGAUUUUUUUAUAAUCUGACAAUUACAAUUAAUUCUCAAAAUAAAUUAUCAGUUAUAUUUAUGAUUGAUAUAUCAAAUCUAUCAAACAAUAGUACAAAAAUAAAAUAAAAUUUGCAUGUGACGUUUUUUGUGUAAUGAAUACAAUAAUUCACUAUUAUGUUGCUAUUACAGUGUAAGAAGCAUCGAUGAUCGCUCUGUAUGUUGUAAAAAGGAUGGUCUUGACCAUAAUAUUUGAUUUUUGUCACACAAUAAGGGUGUACUUUCUGAACGUCUUGCAUUCUGUGAAUAACCACCAUUGCUGCCACUGUUAUUACAUUUGAUAUUGAACAUUCCUUUAGAUCCAUAUUCAGUCUGUAUGUAUGAACACUUCUUUAUCCUUGUUUUAUCUUUAUGUAGUCCAUAAUCAGGUGGAGUAGUUACAAAAUAUGAUGAUAGAAGUAUAGCCUUUGUCAUCCCUAUUGAUAAUAAAAGCCUAUUGGAAUAUAAAUGCAUACACUUUUGGUUCAAUAUGAUAUAAGAAAAUAAAAAUAAAAACUAUAUAUUCAUAUUUCAAGUGCAAGAUAUUUGUCUAUAAUGGCAAAUAGAAAUAGCAUGUCUAUGAAAUAUUUCAUGCAUUUAGUUUUCACAUACAUGUUAAUUAUCUUCAUACUGUUACUUUAAUUAAAACAGUGCUAGUUUUGUAUAUUAAAAAAAUAUUGUGCCUUUAAAUGUAAAGUAAUAAUACUUUUUGAAGCAACAGUGUAUGCUAUGCUAAAAUACUUCAGUUAAGAUCAACAAUGAUACUGUGCACGAAUUUCUAAUUAUAAAUCAACUAAUUAUUAAUUAACUAAUUAAAUUAACAAAUAAACAAACAAUCGGAUACAAUAUAAUAAAUAAGCAUAAUUGAAGGAUAGCAUUUUGUAUGCAUAUGAUUUCGUAAUUUAUGUGGAUGAUAAGUCCAGAAAUAUUGACAAUACAUCUAUCACAGUUACUGUUAAAAUACAUGGAUUGCAAGCUGAUAA